Messenger RNA from Candidula unifasciata, 528 nucleotides. Lineage: Eukaryota; Metazoa; Mollusca; Gastropoda; Stylommatophora; Geomitridae. The record is from the annotation of a GenBank genome assembly.
AUGGAACACACCUUACUUACCUUGACCCUUGGCUUACUGCUGACUGUCAGCUCGUGCCUGAACAGCGAGGACGUAUUUCCAGCCAUUUCACAGCACAGCGUAGACAAACGGUCACCGGUGAUCCCCUCUCUUGACGAGGAGAAUGCCGUAGAAGUUUCUGACGAUCAGUUAGACUCACCCUAUGAUCCGGAAGACACAGAUAAGCGAGGCGGUCUGUUCCGAUUCGGCAAACGGCAAGGGAGCCUCUUCAGAUUCGGUAAACGUCAGGGAAGUCUCUUCAGAUUCGGAAAAAGAGGUUCACUCUUCAGAUUCGGAAAAAGACAAGGCAGCCUGUUCCGGUUUGGCAAGCGAGGAGGGAGCCUGUUCCGGUUUGGCCGCAGUGGGACUGCCCAGGAUCUUGAGGACGAUGCUCAGCUUGAUAAGAGGACCCUCUUCCGGUUUGGUAAACGUUCAGACGUCCUGCCUCACGUCUUAGCUCAAGCCGACCUCUUGAACAAUUCACCGUACCUAGAUAAUAUUGAUAAUUAA